This is a messenger RNA of Rubroshorea leprosula, 1972 nucleotides long. The record is from the annotation of a GenBank genome assembly. Lineage: Eukaryota; Viridiplantae; Streptophyta; Magnoliopsida; Malvales; Dipterocarpaceae.
AAUUGAGAGAUUGCAAAAGAAACGUGGCAGGUACAGAUGAUGAUAAUGCAUUUAAGAUAUUAAAGUUCAGUUAUGAUCGUUUGACGAACCCAAAGAUCCAAUAUUGUUUCUUAUACUGUGCACUGUAUCCUGAGGAUUACAAGAUUCUAACGGAGAAAAUAAUUGAAAACUGGAUUGAUGAGGGGUUUAUAGAGGAUAUGGAAACUCGGCAUGCAAUGAAGGAUGAGGGUUGUGAUAUUUUGAGGAAGCUUGAAGACAAUAGCUUGUUGGAAGUCAUUAAAGAUGGACGUAAAGGAGAUUGUGUGAGGAUGCAUGAUCUUAUUAGGGACAUGGCCUUAGACAUUACAAGAAUGAGGCCUCGGUUCUUGGUAGAAGCUGGCAAGGCAUUGAAAGAGCUACCAGAGAGGGUAAAUUGUGCAGAAGGUGUUGAAACGGUUUCAUUAAUGCAUAAUUAUAUUGAAGAAAUUCCAUCGAGCUUGGCAUUUUCAACAUGCAUAAGGCUCACAACCUUACUGUUGGCCCAUAACAAAUUGUCAACAAUUCCAGAAUUUGUCUUUGAGCACAUGCAAGAGCUAAAAGUUCUUGAUCUCUCCUUCAAUCUGUGGUUAAGUAGCUUGCCAAAUUCUGUCUCCAAAUUGGUGAAGCUUACUACAUUGUUGUUAGAAUCAACAUCCCUAGAAAAGGUACCAUCUUUAUCAGGCCUUGGAUCCUUGAAAAAGUUAAACCUUAGGGGGACAAAAAUCAAAGAAGUCCCUGAAGGCCUGGGAAUGUUGAAGAAUUUGAAAUGUCUUUUUCUUUGUAGAUCAAAUCCUUCCGAUAUUCUUGAAAUAGAUGAAAUAGCAGAUGCAGUAUUAUUAAAUCUCUCCAAACUUCAAGAGUUAAUUGUAGAUAACAGCAGAAUAAAAUUGAAGGGGAACGUAGUUGGGAGAUUGAAGAAGUUGGAAGUUUUUCAUGGCUGGUUCCCCACUGCGAAUGAAAUGAGAAUCCUUCUCAAAUGUCAGCCUAAUAGGCUGAGUGACUAUUUUAUUAAUGUUGGAAGCAAUUCGAAUGUGACUUAUACUGUUACAGCAGAGUUACGAAGAUACAAGAAAAUAAUGGUGUUCGAGGAGACUAGUAUUGUUGGAGAGAAUACAUUACUUCCCUCCGUACAAGUAUUAUGUAUUGAAGCUUGCCACGACAUAAGAAGCUUAAAUGAAUUUUCUGGAAUCAAAGAUGCAACAGAUUUGAGGGAAUGUUGGAUUUGGAACUGUGAUGGCAUGGAGUGUGUUCUUUCCUCGUGGAUAAACAACACAGUCAUCCAAACCCUUGAGUAUCUGCUUCUUUAUAAUUUGCACAAAUUGGAUCGGCUGUUUGAAGCAAACGUCAUGGUGACAUCAUCACCUCCACUUAAGGCUUUUUCAUCUCUCAAAGUAGUUUGGAUUGUGGAAUGCAAAAAAAUAAAGAAGUUGUUUCCAUCGUGGAAGUUGGCAGAAUAUCUCCAAAGUCUUGAAAGAAUCUACGUCUACGGAUGUGAAGAAAUGGAAGAAAUAAUAGGAUCAGAUCCAGAAGAAGAAGGAGAAGAAGGAGGGGACAUCAUCAAGGAGCUCAUUCUUCCAAAAUUAAAAGAAUUAAAAUUGUGGAAAUUGCCCGCAUUAAAGAGCAUAUGUAGCAGGAGGGCAGUAAUGGUACGUGAUUCUCUUGGAUCUAUUACCAUUAGUGAUUGCAAGGGCCUAAGGAGGAUCCCUCUUUAUCUUCCCCUGCUUGAUAAUGCCCAACCAUCUCCUCCUCCGUCCCUCAUGAUAAUCAACAUAUAUCGAGGAGAACAGGAAUGGUGGGAAUCGUUGGAGUGGGACCAUCCCAAUGCAAAGGAUGUCCUUCAACCCAUGGUUCAAUUUUAUUAAUCCAUACGCGAUUCCAUCAUCGAAGUCAGAAAAGUCGGAAUCGGGGGAAUAUGCAGAAGAUUGAAAGGUGAGAAUCAAUUUGCACAUUUUAA